Molecule: messenger RNA, 3358 nt
Organism: Tigriopus californicus
Lineage: Eukaryota; Metazoa; Arthropoda; Copepoda; Harpacticoida; Harpacticidae
Exons: 4
Coding region: 122-2959 (945 amino acids)
Biological process (GO): transmembrane transport; monoatomic ion transport
Cellular component (GO): membrane
Molecular function (GO): protein binding; monoatomic ion channel activity
Source: RefSeq, a predicted model, not a curated record
GGCUCUAGGAUUGGCUUUCUGUUCGGUUUGAACAUCAGCCCCGAUCGAAUGAAAUUGCGAUUACACUUUUUUGUUCGUACGUGUUUUUGUGCUGGUGGUAGUUCGUAGUUGGUGAAGAACAAUGCCCUAUGUGCUGAGCCGGGCAGAAGUUGCUAACGAGCUUCUGCAAACCUUGGACGAGAACGAUCUCCGGGGCUUUGAGAAAACAAUUCUAAUAGCGGGCGAUGUGGGUGCAGAUCUCAAUUACCAAUACGGGAAGGAGACCAACUACAAGACCAUUCUCCAUCUGGCCUUAGAGGAAGAUGACGGGGAGCCGUACGUCGAUGCAUUGCUUAAGGCCGGGGCUGAUGUCAACUUUUACAAUGAAAGGCUGGGCUGUCUACCCAUUCACGUGGCCACCUCUGAAUCCAUCCCCGAAAUCUUUAGCCUUUUGUUCCGCUAUAGUGCCAAUACGGCCAAUGUGAACGCCCUCACCUCGGAGGGACUGCAUUCGAUCCAUUUGCUCUUGGCCCAGUUGAUCGACUUGGCUAGUCUUCAGAACAAGCCACUCCAAAAUCGAGGUAUCAACCCACCCACUGACGAGGACAUUGAAGAGAGUCUGAAUAACGUGGCUAAAUGCAUGAAUUUCUUGCUGGACCGGAAGGACUUGUGCAUGGACGUGUUCGAUCAUGUUCUCAAGACUACUGUAGAUCGGACGGCUUUUGUCAAAAGCCGCCUCACGAUGAAGAAGUUGACCACUAUGACCCCUUUGCAAAUCAUUUGUUCGUUUCAAACAUGGAAUGCCAAGCCAAUCUCAGACAAUUUGCACAAGUUAAUUGAAGCCAUCGUUUUUAAGCUCCUUCAUUUAGGGACGGAUCCAAAUUCCACGGGUACAACGGGUGUGCUGGCUGGUACGGUCCCGGGCUCAACGCCCCCGGUUUUACUGGCUGCAACCCGAGGAUACCAUAGGGUGAUCGCCGUGUUCAAGCAGUUCCCAUUGACCAAUUUCUUGGUGGAAAACAAGUUCCAGCAGAACAUUUUGCACAUGGUUCUCAAAGCGGGUUAUUACAACAAAAUUGCUGUUCAUGGCGACGAGAGCGGAUUUGUGAACGUGGAAACCCUCAUGGAACUAUUAAAAGAGGAUGCAUCCGGCGUUCAAGCACAGAUGCGAGAGAUCAUUAAUCGACUGGAUUCCUAUGGAAACACGCCCAUCCAUUACGCAAGGCCUUACCCUGACCAAGCUAUCGUGAAGGUGCUUUUAAAGAAUGGUGCCAAGUUGGAUCAAAAUCCUCAAGGUCAACUGAACUUGAACCCGAGAACCUUAGAGGAAUAUUUUUAUGAGGAAUGCAUCAUCCCAGAGGGCGACGAUAUCGAUGAGGAGGAUUUUCAAAUCAGGAUCAACUUCAAGCUAUUUGAGCGGCCUUUGGUCGAUGAGAACACGCCUCUUGCACUUAAUCAGGAGCCCAAAGGAUCUCAGGUGCCAUUGGCAUGGUCAUCAGAUGUGGAAAAGUUGGCAUUGGGCAAAAAAACAGGUGCACUGCCGACCAAGAGUAGCAAAUAUGCCAUGGUUGGCUCAGGCAAAGUGGAUACAAAGCGUCUGGAGUAUUUCUCAGAUGUGGAUGGUUUGCAUCAUCUGUUAAAGCAUCCCGUGAUGACAUCGUUUCUUGAAAUUGAAUUGAACUCCUUGAGGAUUCGAUACAUCUUUGACUUCAUUAUCUAUUUGAUCUUCGUGAUUGUGUUAUUUCUCUUCCUGUCGGACAAAUACGGGAUUGCCAACGGGAUCCUGGGCGCGAAAAUCAUUAUCUACAAGGACGAGGACAUCAACUACGAGGUCACCUACUCACUGAUCAUUCUUUGCGUACUUCUUCUCUUGUUGAUCAUUCGCGAAAUCUGGCAGAUCGUCAAGUUGAAGAAGCGUUAUUUAACCCAACCAGAAAACUACCUCGAAUGGGCUGUCAUCAUUUUGGCCAUCUUGAACAUUGUCCCUUGGUACUACAUUUCGUUUUUGGGGACUGGUCAUCUGCAACGCCAUCUGGCCGCAUUGAUCAUGCUUCUGGCCUUCAUGCAAUUGUACCUGUUGUUGGUGCGGAUCGUUCCUAAUACCCCCAUUCCUAUUUAUAUCAACAUGUUCACCACUGUUCUUAAAACCUACACCUUCAUCUUGCUCAGCUACUUGGCCUUUAUCCUUUCCUUUGCCUACAGCUUCUAUUUGGUCUUUGGCUCCGGAGCAAAACCACAAUCUGACCCAGCCCACUCCACCUUGACAACUUCAUCGACCACUGAAAAUGGAACCACUCAAAUACCUUUCACGACUCAAGCUCCAAGCCAAGUGGAUGAGUCACUGGGCACCUCCUAUGACCCGCUAUUCAGUAGCAUUGGCUUGUCCUUAGUCAAGACCUUGGUCAUGUUCGUCGGCGAGAUUGAUUACAAUGACCUGAUUUUCACGCAUUGGCUCGGCUACGUCAUUUUUGUCCUAUUCCUCUUUCUAAUGAUUAUUGUCCUUAUGAACAUUCUCAACGGUUUGGCAGUGAGUGAUAUUCAUAAAAUUCAAGAAGAAGUCGACACCUAUUAUCACAUUUCUAUUGUUGAGACAUUAGCUUACACCAGCUUUGUAUCCUUACUGGCAGAGGAAAUCGUUCUUUACCCCAACAUCAAACCGGAAAACCAAAAAAUAUUGGGCAUCACCAUCCCAGGUUAUAAGGUGUACCGGGGCCAAGGUGGACGAAUGGGCAAACAUGAGAAGAAAAGAGACUUCUUCUUUAGCGAAAACACGGUCAAAGCUGCAAAAGAGUUGGUGGUACAGAAGCAGCAACAAAAUCAAUCACUCGGACGGGUGACUCUCGAAGGACUCCGUGAGCACAUCCUUGACAUAAAAAAAGAUCAAAUGAUCACGAGACAAAAGCUCGCGUCCAUCGAGGAACAAAUCAACACUCUUUACGAAGUGAUGGUCAGCCGGCAGCCGGCGUUGGACAGAUUAUAGAGAUGAUGAAAAGCUCUAAAAAAUCGAUCAUCGACACGAAAUGGGAUGCUACAAUCGAAAAAUCGAACAAUUGGCGAUGUGCGUAUUACUUUGGUUCGGAGUCCAAAAAAAUAUAUUCCCAAGUAACCUCAGUAGAUUGAUUAUGAUCUCAGAUGCCAAAAGGCACUGCCAACAAAGCAAUAUGAACCGAAUUCAAGACCUUACCCUGAUCCGGUAUUGGCAUUCAUCAGAAGAAAUUUGGAGGACCGUGUAGAUCGUUGUCGACGCUAACUACAAGUACAUAUUACUGACUUUGCCAUGUUGAUUCUUAAAUCGUAACCUACAUGCAUACAUCUACCGUGCACUGUUAUGGACCAAUGAUCCGAAGUAUCUAUGAAUAAAGAAUACCACACCCUUCAA